Messenger RNA from Prunus armeniaca (apricot), 408 nucleotides. The record is from the annotation of a GenBank genome assembly. Lineage: Eukaryota; Viridiplantae; Streptophyta; Magnoliopsida; Rosales; Rosaceae.
AUGUUGUUUGGUGUCAUUGGCCACAGCAAAAAAAGUUUCAUCAAUCACCAAUGUUGGGACGUUGUGAAGAAUUGUUCGAGAUUCAAAAUUAUUUCCACUGGUCCGACGGUUGUGUUGAAUGAGACGCCGCUCCACGAUUCACUGGCAACUGAUUCGCCGUUGGACUCCCCAAUGGAUCAAGACUCACCAAUCCAACAUGAGUUGAUGCCUAUUGGGAGAAAUGUGGCAAAGGCCGAGAGAGGGAGCACUUCAAACACUGAAUGUGCAAAAAAUUUGAAGCAAAUUGCUAAGAACGGCACACUGAGAAUUGAGAGGGACUUGAAAAGAGAAGAAGCUAACAAGGCACGAUAUGAAGCAUAUGCAAUUGAAAGGCAGCAAGCACAAGAACAAGACAUGGAGGAUAGAUAG